AUGAUGAAGAGUUCCUACCGAGCUGGCCUCCACCGGGAACUGCUGAAUUCUACGUCCUCCGCCUUCUACCCAGUCAAACGAAUAUCUGGAAUGCACUUAAAGCCCUAUCUCAAGUUACAGAAGAAAGAGAGAUCUUUUGAAAUAAGCCUGGACUCUCCACGAAGCCCACCCAUGAGCGAGCAGAGAUUAGCGAAAGACGAAAAAACUAGGAACCCCAAACCAAAAUGUUUACCCAAUCCGCCUCUUUGGAAACCAUUGGGGAACCUCUCGACCAAUACACCCUAUAGUAGGAACAGCAACCAAAGCCAUGUGGAAGCACCCAGGGUCAAAGAGAAGAGAGCUACCCCGCCUGCCUCCAUCCAUCAGGGGGAAGAGGAAGAGGGACUGCUGGAUAUCUGGGCGGUUGUAAAGCCUGGGAACACAAAAGAGAAAAUAGCCUUUUUUGCAGCCCAGCUAUGUAGUGAGGCCCGAAUAUUUUCCAUGAAGAACAAAAGCACUUGGGACAUAGAUGGGCGAGCAACCAAACGCCGGAAAAAGUCACUAGAUAUCAAAAAGGCCAAGAUCCACUUGGAAAGGAUGAGAGAGGCCAAUGCGAGGUGCUACCAGCCCGAGCCAUUUGCCUGUGGCAUUGAGCACUGCUCCGUACAUAAUGUGAAUGAUGGUGGUGAAGGGGGGUUCCCUGUUCGACCGUUAUCAGUGGUUGAGAUGGUUGCUUUCCUGGAGCAAAGAGCAAGUGUUUUGCUGGCCAGUUGCACCAGAAACUGUCCCAGUGCCUCUGCUGUGCCCAGGUUUGCCGGGCAACCUAAGGCUGCUCCUUGUGCUCCUGGGUUCUUUUCUGACUUCAGGGCUUGCGAGGUUCCAUCUGAAAAGCCACCCUGUGGCAGUCACAGUAUAGAGCAGCAGGCUGAGCCAGUGCGUGUCUUGGAGAUGGUUGCAAAGCUUGAAUCGGAGUGCCUGAGGCGCCAAAGUGAACGUGAAGCAGGGAGCUUGUCUAGAAAUAGUAGCUUCCGGCGGAAUGUAGGGCGAGUGCUCCUGGCAAGUGGAAUACUACAAGAGAACGAGUCUGACAAGGUAUCAUCUCUGGUCCUCCACCAAGAAGAAUGUAAUGAUGAGAAGGUGGGGUGGGGAUCAAAGCACAAUGACUCUGUGGAAGAUUGUUUAUGCGAAGGUCCCUCUUCUGGCCAGUCUUCCUUUGAUGAUUCUCUUGAAGGCAACCAUGAUCUUAAGCAUGGGCAAGGAACCAUAUCCGUCAACUGGUAUAAUUCUCAAAACACCACUGAGUCACAUCCCUCUAAGUAUUCAGAAGCUGUUCAGACAUCUCCACAUUUCUUAUAUAACAAAUCUUCAUCAACUGAACGUACACCAAAAGAAUCCGUAGAUGUUCCUAAUUUGAAUUCAAAUGUGAGAGUGAGUGAAUCCUUGAAUAUUAGCAUAUCUGUCAGCAAGAUAGAUCAGAAUUGCAAAAAAACCCUGUCUUCUGAUUUGAGCUUUGGUGAAGAUUCUCUUCCAGGAAGACUUUUCUUGCUAUUAUCCAAAUGUGAAAUCUCCCAAGAGUGCCUGCAGUCAGUGGAGACUCCUACGCAGGAAUGUCCAGCAGGGACCCAAGGAAAGGAAGCUUCCUCUGCUGACCAAGUUUGUAUGAGAAGCCAUGUUUCAGGUGACUGCCCUGAUGUUUCCUCAGAGAACGCACUGCAGAUCCUUGACUCAUCUCAUCUAAAGAGGCAAAGGUCUCAUGACUUUUUGGAAACCAGGUUUAAGAUCCAGCAACUUUUGGAGCCCCAGCAAUAUCUGGUCUUCCUGCCCCACCACAUUAUGGUGAAGAUAUUUGGCUUAUUGCCCACCAAGAGUCUGGUGGCACUCAAAUGCACUUGUGGAUAUUUCAAAUUUAUCAUUGAGUACUACAAUGUCAGGCCAGCAGAUUCACGCUGGGUUCGUGAUCCACGCUACAGAGAAGACCCUUGCAAACAGUGCAAAAAGAAGUACGCCAAGGGCGACGUCUCGUUAUGUCGGUGGCACCCCAAGCCCUAUUGCCAAGCUUUACCUUACGGGCCCGGGUACUGGAUGUGUUGUCACAGAUCCCAAAAGAAUGUCCCCGGAUGCAAGUUAGGCCUCCAUGACAAUCAUUGGGUCCCCGCCUGCCAUAACCUUAAUCGUGCGAUUCACAAGAAAUCCAGGGAAAUAGAUGAGGACUGUUAGCACAUUCUGCACAUCUUUUGGGAGCCUCAAUCAUGGGUAGGAGGAGAAUUCCAUGCCUUGUGAUGUUUACACUGUAUGUAGUUGUUGGGUGGUUUUUCUUUAUUUUUCCACAGGGCUACGAAACUGCACAUACUUUAAAUCACAAAGGCCUUUUUACCUUUUAGAGAAAAGAUUGUGUUUAGCCCACCCGUGUACAUAAAGUGCUCUAGAAUAGCUUCAUCUUGGGUGUCUGACAGCCGGUUGACCAACAUCAAAGUGCUGCAACGCAGUACCUCAGUGUUUGCGGCUACAAGUCCUGUGUUUUAAAAGUGUCUCGUUUUCAAAUCUGUAUAUCAUGUAUAAAAUAUACAUUUAUAUAUAUAAAUAUAUAUAAAUAUAUAUUAACAUUGUUUCUGAAAGGAAACUCUAAAUAUGUAAAAAAUCAAUCUUCAAAAAGGAUGGUUUAACUGGACAACCUUAAAACGACUAGAACACAUUUGCGGUAGGUUAUAUUUGAGGGUGGUAGCAGGAAAAAGAAGAUUGUUGUUAUAUAACAAGAGAGCUCUGGUCUAUUGCAUCCACCUUAUCUUGGGUUUUUUUUUUACUUAAUAAAAUGUGCAUUCUAAAUCUGUC
This is a messenger RNA of Protobothrops mucrosquamatus (brown spotted pit viper), 2808 nucleotides long. RefSeq names its product F-box protein 34 (gene FBXO34). Gene Ontology annotation, molecular function: protein binding. The transcript is spliced from 2 exons. The record is from RefSeq and is a predicted model, not a curated record. Lineage: Eukaryota; Metazoa; Chordata; Lepidosauria; Squamata; Viperidae. The coding region runs from base 1 to 2196 and encodes 731 amino acids.